CACUGGGGUAUCAUCUAGUCAGUCUACGAUACUCCUUGGAUAUCCGAGACAUCUAUCAACAUGUUCAAGCUCGCGGUCCUAUUUGCCCUGGUGGCUUACGCCACCGCCGGUGCUAUCUCCCCGUUGUACAGUGGUUAUGCCCUGGGACAUGGAUAUGCUCCAACAGUGAGUUAUGCACCAACAGUGUCUUAUCACACUCCUCUUGCCACAAGCUACGCCAAUACUUACAAGUAUGCCUACCCAUCGGUCCACAGUGUGAUUCCAUUGGUUACUCCAUCAGUGACGAAAUUCCAUUAUGGCUACCCCAACUACGCAGCCUACAAAGUUGGAUACAGUGGUGGUUAUGGACAUGGUUUGGGCUAUGGACUCGGUGGUCACGGAGGAUAUGGAUAUGGGGGAUAUGGAGGAUAUGGAGGAUAUGGAGGAUACGGCUAUGGACACGGCUACGGCCUCAGUCACGGCUACGGGCUAGGAUAUGGACUUGGUCACGGAUACUACCACUAAAUUCUCCAGACAUUUUCAAAGUAUUAAAGAGUCUUGUAUUACAAAGUACUUAAGGACGGAUGUAAAUAGCAAUAUAUGAUACAAGGCAGUGUUCAAAUCACCCGAUAAUCUCCCCAAUGAAUAAAUAAACAAAAA
Molecule: messenger RNA, 639 nt
Organism: Fopius arisanus
Lineage: Eukaryota; Metazoa; Arthropoda; Insecta; Hymenoptera; Braconidae
Product: prismalin-14
Exons: 3
Coding region: 61-504 (147 amino acids)
Source: RefSeq, a predicted model, not a curated record